AUGCUGGAGGCACGUCUGCGCGAGGCUGUACUCCUCAAAAAGGUGCUCGAUGCCGUGCGCGAGCUCAUCACCGAUGCCAACUUUGAAUGCUCCGAGGACGGCAUCCGUCUCCAGGCGAUGGACAACUCGCACGUGGCGCUGUCGGCGAUAGAGCUUCGCACCGACUGUUUCGAGGAGUUCCGAUGCGAUCGACCCAUGUCGAUCGGCGUGUCGCUCGCGUCGCUGGGCAAGAUCCUCAAGGGCGCGAACAACGACGACGUGCUGUCGCUCAAGAAGUCCGACGACGGUGACACGCUGCAGAUGACGUUCGAGUCGCCCAAGUCCGACCGCGUCGGCGAGUUCGAGAUGAAGCUCAUGGACAUCGACUCGGAGCACCUCGGCAUCCCGGACACCCAGUACGAUGCAGUCGUCAAGAUGUCCUCCGGCGAGUUUGGCCGCAUUUGUCGCGAUCUCGCCAACAUCGGAGAGAGCGUCAAGAUCGAGGUCUCCAAGGAGGGCGUCUCGUUCUCGGCAGAGGGUGAGAUUGGUGCGGCUAGGAUGACGCUCAAGCAGGGCUCGGCCAGUGCUGCGCUGGACGAGGACGAUGAUGACGAGGACGUCAAGCCGGCCAAGAAGAAGCGCAAGCAGGAUGGCCCAAGCACCGGUGGUCAGGUCCCCGUCAAGAUCGAGAUGCAACAGGCAGUCAACCUCACCUUCUCGCUCAAGUACCUCAGCAACUUUGCCAAGGCCGCCCCGCUCGCCGACGAGGUGCAGCUGCAUAUGAGCAACGAAGUUCCCCUCCUCUGUGAAUUCGGCUUCGAAAACGGAUACGUGCGAUUCUACCUUGCACCCAAGCUGUCCGAGGACGACGACUAG
Moesziomyces antarcticus is the source of this 855-nucleotide messenger RNA. Its product is annotated as proliferating cell nuclear antigen. Gene Ontology annotation, cellular component: PCNA complex. The transcript is spliced from 2 exons. Gene Ontology annotation, biological process: leading strand elongation; mismatch repair; translesion synthesis. The record is from RefSeq and is a predicted model, not a curated record. The coding region runs from base 1 to 855 and encodes 284 amino acids. NCBI's taxonomy places the organism in Eukaryota, Fungi, Basidiomycota, Ustilaginomycetes, Ustilaginales, Ustilaginaceae. Gene Ontology annotation, molecular function: DNA binding; DNA polymerase processivity factor activity.